Molecule: messenger RNA, 2617 nt
Organism: Nymphaea colorata (pocket water lily)
Lineage: Eukaryota; Viridiplantae; Streptophyta; Magnoliopsida; Nymphaeales; Nymphaeaceae
Product: monogalactosyldiacylglycerol synthase, chloroplastic
Exons: 8
Coding region: 592-2193 (533 amino acids)
Biological process (GO): glycolipid biosynthetic process
Molecular function (GO): hexosyltransferase activity
Source: RefSeq, a predicted model, not a curated record
GGUUCAACAAUUAAGGGGAAUGCUCAGGUCAAUUUCCCAUGUUUUAAAUUUACAUGGUCGACGGUUCGAGGAGGAGGGCUAUGUCGACGUCUGCAGAGUCGCGGCUUUGAAAGCAAAACGUGAGAAGGAACAUAGCCGGUCCGUUUGAUUAUUUAUUUCCUACGUUUUUCCUGGAGUGGCAGUGGGUCUAUGCCCCACUUCGGUGUGUGCAACCAAUAAAGCCAACGGCCAUUGGGGAGUCGGGGACCGCCCAUCCGCUCAGCCAGGAAGGAGAGAGAAAGAGAGAGUUCUUAACUUCACAUCCCACAAAUCCUCUUCUGUGGAUACCAAGAUCUCCUGAGAUUUCUUGGCCUCCUUCUCUCGCCCUCUCUCUGUCCGUGCCAACACAGUAAAUUGCCCUUAUCUCUGUUAGACUCUGCUUCGUGUCUCCAAAUACCUUCAUUUCUGUAGCAUAUGCAAUUGGUUGAAAGAAACCAAAAGUUACCCAUCUCACGUUUCUCCAUGAAACUGACAUCUUCAAUGGAUUAAGCUUACCUCAGCUGUUGGGACUCGAUAAGGAAGCGGGUACAGGGAAAGGAGACGAGCCAAAAGAUGCAGGCUUCAACAAUUACACAGGAGCCCUCCAAUGGCUUGGACCUCUUCUUAUCCAGGAUAGGGUACCUGGACCUCAACACCCAUUCGGUCUGUAGGGAUUUCGGGCAUUUGGGAACAGCGAAUUCGACUUCUACAAUCGGUUGGAGCACCUUCUUCAAUAGUAAGUUAGGAGAGAGGAAGGCCAACAAGGUCGUUGCCUCACUCAGGCUGAGUGGUGGUGGUCAUGGUAGUGUCCAGGGCCUCUGGAAUGAGUUCAAUAAGUUUGUGAAGUUUCAUUGCCAGAAGUUCUCUUAUGGGUUCGCAUCUGUUGGUGGCGUGACGAAGCACGGCUUUGAAUCCAGCAGUGGAAAUGGAGCUUUCAAUGUGGUUGGAGAGGACGGUAAUGACGUUGCGGUGAUGAGUGAAGUGAAACAUCCAAAAAGGAUACUGAUUCUAAUGAGUGACACUGGGGGUGGACACAGAGCUUCUGCUGAAGCAAUCAAGGCAGCAUUCAAUCUUGAAUUUGGAGAUGAGUACCAGGUAUAUGUUACAGAUUUAUGGACGGAUCAUACACCUUGGCCAUUUAAUCAGUUGCCUAGGAGCUACAACUUCUUGGUAAAACAUGGGGCGCUCUGGAAAAUGACCUAUUAUGGAUCAGCUCCUCGCUUGGUCCAUCAACCGCAUUUUGCUGCGACCUCUGCUUUCAUAGCUCGGGAGGUUGCAAAAGGGUUGAUGAAAUACCAGCCAGAUAUCAUAAUUAGCGUGCAUCCUUUAAUGCAGCAUGUGCCACUCCGAAUCUUGCGAGCAAGAGGUCUUUUGAAAAAGAUAGUAUUCACCACAGUUGUUACAGAUCUCAGUACUUGCCAUCCUACAUGGUUUCAUAAGCUUGUAACAAGAUGUUAUUGUCCCACUGCUGAGGUAGCGAAAAGAGCUUUAAGAGCCGGAUUGAAGCAUUCUCAAAUCAAGGUGUAUGGCCUCCCAGUGCGACCUUCCUUUGUUAAGCCUAUUCGCCCAAAGGAUGAAUUAAGAAAGGAACUGGGCAUGGAUGUGGAACUGCCUGCUGUUUUACUCAUGGGAGGAGGGGAAGGUAUGGGACCUAUUGAAGCCACUGCCCGGGCUCUUGGUGACGCACUAUAUAAUGAGUCUCUGGGAGAGCCGGUAGGUCAACUUAUUGUUGUUUGUGGAAGGAAUCAGAAACUUCUGAGCAGAUUAAAGGCAAUCACGUGGAAAAUCCCAGUUCAGGUAUUAGGCUUCGUUAGCAAAAUGGAAGAAUGCAUGGGAGCAUGUGAUUGCAUUAUCACCAAGGCAGGACCUGGGACCAUUGCAGAAGCUAUGAUAAGGGGUCUUCCCAUCAUUCUUAAUGAUUACAUCGCUGGCCAGGAGGCUGGCAAUGUGCCUUAUGUUGUAGAGAAUGGAAUUGGGAAGUUUUCGAAGUCACCUAAAGAGAUAGCAAAUAUCGUUGCCCAAUGGUUUGGUUCGAAAUCCGAUGAGCUCAAAGCCAUGUCCCAGAAUGCACUGAAGCUUGCGCGGCCAGAUGCUGUUUUUAAGAUAGUUAAUGAUCUUCAUGAACUGGUGACACAGAGAAAUUUACUAACAGCCCAAUAUGCUUGUACAAGCUGAUAAUAUUUCCAAUUUUGCAAUUUGUCUUAUUUACCUUGACACAGGAGGAGCAUUCACACGCUGGUGGUCUCUAUUCAAUUUCCUUUUGCUUCCACCCUUGUCUUGUUUCUGCUAUGCAGGUCACCAUUUUUGUCUAUCUUGAUCCUGCUAGCCUUUAGUCGUCACAUUACCACCUUGCACUUUUUUGGUUGUCUGUCAUUGUCAUUAUGGUCCACUAGCACCAUAUGGUGAUCAUCAUACCAUGCGGUUUUGUAAGAGAAUUUUACUUGAGUGACAAGCAAUCUGCACAGAAAUUAUAUGGUAAAACCUGCACUAUGACUGUCUCGACCUCGUGAUGUGCAUUUCUAUUCCUGUGCAGUGAGCUAAACUAAUGCUUUAUCCUUUUCAUAUCAAUCUCGUCAGUGGAGAAUCAAUUAGCUUUUAA